CGGCUGCGAGGCCAGGAGGCGGGCGGGCAGACUCCUGGCACAUCUGCGCCCCGCGACCCCUGCGCCCGCGGGCACCAUGAGCGGCCGAGUCGGGGACUUGAACCCCCAGCAGCAGGAGGCGCUGGCCAGGUUCUGGGACAACCUCCAGGACCUGCUGCCUGCCCUGCCCAAUGCUGAUGAGUACUUCCUCCUGCGCUGCCUCCGAGCUCAGAAAUUUGACCUGCAGAAAUCUGAGGACAUGCUCCGGAAGCAACAGGACCUGGACAACAUCCUCUCGUGGCAACCCUCAGAGGUGAUCCGGCUGUACGACUCCGGUGGUCUGAGCGGCUAUGACUAUGAAGACUGCCCUGUGUGGUUCGACAUCAUUGGGACCCUUGAACCCAAGGGUCUUCUCCUGUCACCCUCCAAGCAGGAGCUGAUCCGGAAGCGCAUCAGGGUCUGUGAGCUGCUUUUGCGGGAGUGUGAGCUGCAGAGUCAGAAGCUGGGCAGGAAGAUUGAGACGGUGUUGAUGGUGUUUGAUGUGGAGGUGCUCAGCCUGAAACACCCGUGGAAGCCAGCUGUCGAAGUCUACCAGCCGUUUUUUGCCAUCCUGGAAGCAAAUUAUCCUGAGAUGCUGAAGAAUUUGUCAUUCGAGGUGGCCCAGGCCCCUGGCCAUGACUAUACCUCUAAGUCCUCUCUAAGCCAGCUUCCCAAAGGAGUUUCAUGUGUUUCAGCCCCCAAGCUGUUCCCCGUGGCCUUUAACUUGGUCAAGUUGUUCAUGAGUGAGGAAACACAAAGGAAGAUAGUGAUUCUCAGAGGCAACUGGAAGCAGGAGCUGCCCAAGUUCAUCAGCCCUGACCAGCUGCCCAUGGAGUUUGGGGGGACCAUGACUGACCCCGAUGGCAACCCCAAGUGCCUGACCAAGAUCAAAUACAGGGGCAAUGUGCCCAAGAGCUACUACCUGCGCAACCAGGUGAGGAUGAAUUAUGAGCACACGGUGACUGUGGCCCGAGGCUCCUUCAUGCAGGUGGAAAACGAAAUCCUGUUCCUGGGCUGUGUGCUCCGGUGGCAGUUCGCAUCAGAAGGGGCAGACAUCGGCUUCGGGGUUUUCCUGAAGACCACCAAGAUGAGCGAGAGGCAGCGAGCAGGGGAGAUGGUGGAGGUGCUGCCCAUCCAGCGCUACAAAGCCCAUGUGGUCCCUGAGGACCGGAGCCUCACCUGCCUCAAGGCCGGCGUCUAUGUCCUGCGCUUCGACAACACCUAUAACCUGAUGCACACCAAGAAGGUCAGCUACACUGUGGAGGUGCUGCUCCCAGACAAGGCCUCCGAGGAGAAGAUUCAAGGUUUCAAGGCGAGGAGACCAUCCCCAGUGCAGUGAAGACCCUGGCUGCCUCUGUGCCUGGGCUCCUCAAGCCCUUAGCAGUCCCCUCCCUAUCCCCUGCCCUCCCAGGUGGGGUGGUGUUUGGAGGAGCCAACCACCCUGUAUCACCAUCUCAGCUCCUUGUGGGGCCCACCAGGCACAGGGGCAGAGCAGAAGGGGGACAUCCAGUGCAUGGCCACACUGAGGAUUCAGACAGACACCUGAUCCCCUGAUUGCAGAGACUGACGAUGAGCCAGGGUCCACCAAAGAAGUGUCCCGCCCACAGAAGCUUCUGUCACUCCUGACAAAGUUCACCAGUCUCAGGACUCACCCACACCUAGCGAUCUGGUCUGGGGAUGUGUGCAUGAGCCCCAGGCCAUGCAGGGAGCAUAGCGUCAAGUCUGAAGAGCAGAGAAGGUCCCAUCUCUGCACGUGGGGGCUCAGCAGGGGUGGACAGGGCCAGCUGGAAGUGGCCGGGUGGAAGGAUGGGGCCAGUUAGGUGGUAGAACUGAGGGUCUUGGUUCUGGGAGGGCACCAGGGCCCUUUGGACCUGCCCUCCUGCCUUUGGAGGGAAGAUCAGAAACGGAACAUGAGGCCCAGCAGGGAUAACCAUCAGGAGGAAAAGCCACGCUCGUCACACAGAGCUACAUGGGUGAAGACCGAGUCUCUCGGAAUUCUCAGUGACCCCAGCCUCCCCCUCCCCAUCUGCCGUGAUCCAGCUGACAUUCAGCUUGGGUUCUUUCUGGCUCUGAGUAAGGACCAGGACUGUAGCAGAGCUGGAGUGAAGUGGAACAUGCUGGAAUAAAGUAGAACAAGUUGGGGUGGAGCUGUCAUCCUAGCGUGCUUAUCCUAAACUCUGAUUUUCUUCUUGGAGAACCAUCGAGCUUUUUCUCCAUCUUUGUGUCUCGCUAGAGGGACUGCUAAGGGUUGGCUGCCAACUCCCCACCACCCCACCCCAAAUGCGACUCAGUAACUGGCCGGUAAUGGCUUCUGUUUCCCAAAGACUGGCUCUCCUGGUGCCCACAGCCCACAGUCAGGACCACCGUCUGCUCUGCUAGAUGAGCUGCCCCCAACAGAGCAGACCUGGCCUGCAAUGAGCCAGUGCAGCUGCUCAGUGGUCAGAGGUCCCUGUCCUUGGUGCAAAGCAUUAGCAUCCUGGCCGCCAAGACCUUUACCAGAGGCAGGAAGCCUCAGCAAACACUAACAUCCAGGUGCUUUGUAAAGAAGAAGCCGGCUCAGGCCCCUUUCUUGCUCUCAGAUUCUGUGAUUUCAUUUUUUUCCAGUUAAUAGCUUUCCUGGUUUCCCAUAGCCCGUUUUUCCCCAGGCAAGAAAACAGUGAGGCUUGGGAAGAUGGGGGUCUUCAGGUAAGCUAUGUGAGGUCCUCGGGGCCUCUGGCCCUCCACCUGUGGCAGGCUGCAUCGCCCAUGGUCCAGCACACAGUCUGAACAGGGGCUCUGCUGCUACAGAAAGCAAACUAAUGGGAGGAAACACGACUUGAAAGCCAGUGCAUGGAGGCAUGGCUGGUCCAACAGUGUUUGAGGAGUUUGGCAAGAAAAAAAUGGCCCUGCCUGCACCAAGGAGACAGCCCGGGGCUGCCAGAUGAAAAUCACCGGACAUCCUUGUGUCCAAGGGCUGCUUCUGCCUCCCCGCUGCAAUGGGCUCUCCCACCACCCCACUGCACGCCGUGGCCGCCCUCCCCAGACCCAGAGGCACUUGGGCGUUCCAGAGCCAUCUUCCUGCUGCACAGGUUAGAGAGGGUGCGGCUGGCUGGGGUUGUAAGGGCCCCAGGUCAGGUUUCCCUGGGCCCACCUGUUGUCAUAACCGGGUUGGGGUGCGGGGGUUCACAAUGCCUCACUUCAGCCUUACAUCCCCAGCCUAAAAACAAGGCGUUCACGGAUUUGAACCCCGAUCCUUGCUUUUCCAACACCCACAGCCCAUUUCCCACAAUCAGCACAGCCUCCUCUGGCUUCCUUGCAAGUAGCAGAUUGUCCCCACCGUGUACAAGGGUUUAAUUUACACAAAUAUGGGCUGCCCAGGGAGUGGCAAGUAACGGAGGGCUCAGGGGUCACGGGUGCGGGCACCAGUGACCUUGAACCCCAGAGCCGGCAGAGUGUACUACAUGUGAAGCUGUGAGUACAGUGGUCACCUUCAGAAGUGAGGACAGGAUCUUUUGUCUGGCAAGGUGGACAGGGGACAUGUCCUCAACAACUCCGUCCCUGACUCAAAGCCAUCGCUUCUUUACCAAAAAGAUGGGGGGGGGGGCGCCUGGGUGGCUCAGUCGUUAAGCAUCUGCCUUCGGCUCAGGUCACGGUCCCAGGGUCCUGGGAUUGAGCCCCGCAUCGGGCUCCCUGCUCCUCGGGAAGCC
Zalophus californianus (California sea lion) is the source of this 3704-nucleotide messenger RNA. RefSeq names its product SEC14-like protein 4. Gene Ontology annotation, cellular component: cytoplasm. The transcript has 12 exons. Bases 77 to 1357 code for a protein of 426 amino acids. Lineage: Eukaryota; Metazoa; Chordata; Mammalia; Carnivora; Otariidae. The record is from RefSeq and is a predicted model, not a curated record.